AUGGGUCUUUUAUCUCUUGGAACUCCUCUGCCUUGGGGAAAAUCUCAAACAUAUACAGAACUCAUUAGACACCACGGCAUCGAACAGUUUUUGGCGCUGUAUAAUAAAAUGAAGGAUAAAAAAACAGAAUGUUUGCUUUUCGGCGAUGAAGUUGAAUACAUGGUUAUUUUUAUGGAUCAUAAUAACAAGAAUGCGAAAUUAAGUUUACGAGUAUCAGAGAUUUACUCCGAGCUCGCAAAGGAAGAAGCAGAGGCGGAGAAGGACCCAAAAAAAACGGUGCAGAGUGGCUGGCGACCAGAAUAUGGAAGCUACAUGCUAGAAGGCACACCAGGGACUCCAUUCGGGAACAAAAUAGCAGAUCUAACUCGCGUAGAAUCUAGUAUGAAACUGCGUCGACAAACCGUCAUGAAAUAUUUGAGGGCUAACGAAACCGUCGUCACCGUCACCAGUUUCCCUAGGCUUGGUUGCCUCGGUGAAUUCCUAGAGCCACAUUUUGAACCAGGCGGGCCUGUGGCAAAAAGUCUCUUUGUCCCUGAUGAAGUUAUCAACCCACAUCCAAGAUUUCCAACAUUGACGGCUAAUAUUCGUACUCGGCGUGGAUCCAAAGUGGCUAUUAAUAUGCCGAUAUUUCAUGAUACCAAAACACCAAAGCCAUUCAUCGAUCCUACAAUACAGUGGAAUCGGGAUAAAUAUCCAGAAGAUAAAGAGGCUGCUUCGGGAGCUGCUUUGCCUGAUCACAUAUAUAUGGACGCAAUGUGCUUUGGAAUGGGAAGCUGCUGUCUGCAGAUAACGUUUCAAACACGCACAGUAAGUGAUGCUAGAAGGUUAUAUGAUCAGCUGGCCACGUUGGCACCUAUAAUGUUGGCUCUAACAGCAGCUGCUCCGAUAUGGCGUGGAUAUCUUUCUGAUACUGACUGUCGCUGGGACGUUAUUGCAAGCAGUGUCGACGAUAGAACGGAAGAAGAAAGAGGCCUUGAGCCAUUAAAGAAGAACAAGUUCGUCAUAAAUAAAUCUCGAUAUGAUUCAAUUGACAGCUAUAUUUCGACCGACGCUCGUCUUAAACAAGAAUAUAAUGACCUUCCUCUAGUUUACGAUGAGUCGAUAUACAAGAGACUCAUAGAUAACGGUAUCGAUGACUUGUUGGCACGGCAUGUUGCACACUUGUUUAUUCGCGAUCCUUUGGUAAUUUAUGAUGAACUCUUGUAUCAAGACGACGAGACGUCAACUGACCAUUUUGAGAACAUACAAUCAACGAACUGGCAAACGGUGCGCUUCAAACCACCUCCUCCAAACUCUAGCAUUGGAUGGAGAGUCGAAUUUCGUAGUAUGGAGGUCCAAAUUACGGAUUUCGAGAAUGCAGCCUUUGCGAUUUUCAUUGCAUUGUUGACUCGAAUCAUCCUGGUAUAUGGGCUUAAUUUCUAUAUACCAAUCUCCAAGGUUGACCAAAACAUGGGGAUCGCCCACAAACGAGGCGCAGUGCUGAAUGAAGAGUUUUGGUUUAGGAAAAGCAUUUAUGACGAUGCUGUCUCAAGCUGUCGGAAGACGAGCCAAAUCUCUGAAAUCAACCGCGCCAACCUCUCCAAUGGUUCGAUGAGCGAUAAAUGGGAAAAGAUGACAAUAAACCAAAUCAUCAAUGGCGAUGAUGGACAUUUUAUAGGGCUGAUUCCACUCAUUAAAGGGUAUCUCGAUGCAUCGGGCAUAGAUCAUGAUACGCGCAGACAACUAGACAGAUAUUUAGACUUAGUAAGCAAGAGAGCUAGUGGAAAAUUGGCAACAACAGCGACUUGGAUUCGUGAGUUUGUCCGAUCGCAUCCUAAAUAUAACUACGACUCGGUCGUUAGUCAAGAAAUUAAUUAUGAUCUAUUCAAGCUGAUUGAAAAACUACAAACAGGACAGACAAAAGUCCCAACGUUUCUGGAUGGCUUUGAGAUCUGA
Paraglomus brasilianum is the source of this 1935-nucleotide messenger RNA. Lineage: Eukaryota; Fungi; Glomeromycota; Glomeromycetes; Paraglomerales; Paraglomeraceae. The record is from the annotation of a GenBank genome assembly.